Triticum turgidum subsp. durum (durum wheat) is the source of this 861-nucleotide messenger RNA. Lineage: Eukaryota; Viridiplantae; Streptophyta; Magnoliopsida; Poales; Poaceae. The record is from the annotation of a GenBank genome assembly.
AUGGCCAUGAAUCCUCUCUCCCAGGAGCACCCCAAUGCAUGGCCAUGGGGCGUGGCCAUGUACACGAACCUGCACUACCAGCAGUACCACUACGAGAAGGAGCACCUGUUUGAGAAGGCCCUCACGCCCAGCGAUGUAGGCAAGCUCAACAGGCUGGUGAUCCCCAAGCAGCACGCCGAGAGGUGCUUCCCUCUUGGCGGCGACUCUGGGGAGAAGGGCCUGCUCCUCUCCUUCGACGACGAGGCCGGCAAGCCAUGGCGGUUCCGGUACUCGUACUGGACGAGCAGCCAGAGCUACGUGCUCACCAAGGGCUGGAGCCGGUACGUCAAGGAGAAGCAUCUGGAAGCCGGCGACGUCGUGCACUUCGAGAGGGUGCGCGGCCUCGGCACCGGCGACCGUCUCUUCAUCGGCUGCAGGCGUCGCGGCGACGUCAGUGCACCAACGGCAGUGGCACCACCGCCUGCCGUGCAUGUCGUGCCAGCGUCUGGUCAGAGUCCCAGGGAGCAGCAGCAGCACCAGCAGCCAUGGAGCCCGAUGUGCUACAGCACAUCCACCUCAUACCCUACUAGCCCGGCCACCUCCCACGCCUACCGUCGCUCAGCAGAGCACGAUCACAGCGACAUGCAUCAUGCAGGAGAAUCCCAGUGGGACGCAGACACCAGGAGCUGCAGCCCAGCCUCGGCACCGACACGCCGGCUCAGGCUGUUCGGCGUGAACCUCGACUGCGCGCCAGAGCCAGAGGCAGAAGCCGUGCCCGCGACGCCGGCGAUGUACGGCUACGUGCACCAGAGCCCCUACGCCGCCGUGUCUCCAGUUCCCAGCAACUGGGCAGUUCAUGAAGAAGAUGACGAGGAGAUCUGA